This is a messenger RNA of Haliotis rubra (blacklip abalone), 748 nucleotides long. Its product is annotated as inversin-B-like. Lineage: Eukaryota; Metazoa; Mollusca; Gastropoda; Lepetellida; Haliotidae. Gene Ontology annotation, molecular function: protein binding. Bases 74 to 748 code for a protein of 224 amino acids. The record is from RefSeq and is a predicted model, not a curated record. The transcript has 2 exons.
GUGCACUACAAGCAUCGUUCAUCUUUGUGAGUCUGGCUGCAGACAGAAGGACUAAUGCAGAUACGACAUCGUGAUGGAGAAUCCUGGCAGACUUGAAGAGACAACAGACAGCGCUCCCUCUCCUCCUCCAUCUUCGGAAGGUGAAGGUCACAUCAAUGUCGAUCAUGUCCCUCCUCCACCACGCGAGGCGAGUUCUGACAGUGACCUCCACGUCGCCUGUAAAAGAGGCAAGUUGCAACAAGUCCAACACCUGGUGUCCAGUGCUCAAACUGACGUGAACGCUGAAGGGCGGGUCGGUAGGACACCGGUGAUGCUAGCAGCCAGGUGUGGACAUGACGAGGUGUUCCACUUCCUUGUUACAAACGGAAGUGACGUAACUCGCUUGAGCAAUGAUGAUGACAACAUUCUCCACUUCGCCUGUUUGGGAGGUAAUAUAGAGAUAGUGAAAUACAUCCUUUCACAAAACUUUAUAGAUAUAGACAGUCGAGGAAAGUUUGGACGAACACCAGUCAUGAAAGCGGCAUGGGGUGGACAUGUUAGUCUGUUUGAUCUCCUGGAGAGGGUUGGAGCGGACCUGUCUCUACUGAGCGAACAAGGCGACACCAUCUUACACCUGGCCUGUCAUAGAGACAAUGUGCCUAUGGUCAAGCACAUCCUGUCUAAGCACAUUGUCGGCGUCAACUGUCGGGGAAUGAAUGGGCGGACACCCGUGAUGAUUGCGGCAAUGUAUGGACACAGGGCGUGUUAA